UUCAACGCCGCUUGCGCGGGCCGCAUUUCAACAGUCCCGGCAUCCCUCUCCCCUCACGCAAUCUGCUCUAUGUCGAGGUGGCUCAAAUCCAAAACCCUCGCGGGCAUCGUAGGGCUCGGAUCACUCGGGUCCAUCGCAACGGCGUAUCACUACCCCUCCAUCGUAGAUUUUAUCACGAGCACGCUCGCCAACAAACAAGUCGACCCAGAGCUCGCUCACCAAUGGUUCAUCAGAGCCGCAGAGCUCAAUCUACUGCCCAACUAUCGCAGCGGCAUUUUCCGCGCGGAACGACGUCCAGAGCUGGAAACCUGCAUAUGGGGCAAGAAACUCGACUCCCCCGUCGGACUGGCAGCGGGCCUAGAUAAGGACGCGCGGGCCAUGACGUCGCUCCUAAACUUAGGCUUCGGAUUCGUCGAAGUGGGGAGCGUCACGCCCGAGCCGCAGGAAGGCAAUCCCAAAAAGCGCGUCUUUCGUCUCGUAGACGACCGAGCCGUUAUCAACCGAUACGGGUUCAAUUCAGACGGCCACGCCGCGGUCAAGAGGAGGCUUUCCGCGUGGCGCGUCGAGUUCCCAAAGCAGGGCGGUGCGCGGCAGCAUGACGUCAUGCUAGGCAUCAACUUGGGAAAAAACAAGACGUCAGAUGCCGAGCGCGACUAUGUACAGGGAAUUCGAGAACUCGGGGAAUUCGCCGACUAUUUGGUCGUCAAUGUCUCUAGUCCCAACACGCCAGGACUUCGAGACCUUCAAAGCGCGGAAGAUAUGAACAGGUUGCUCACAGCCAUCAAGAAUGCCAGAAAUGAAUCUCCUAAAACUCGCGAUUUGCCACUGCUGAUCAAAAUCGCUCCGGAUCUGUCGCAUCAGCAGCAAGCCGACAUUGCCAGAAUUGCUCUCGAACAUAACAUCGACGGACUCAUCGUCGCCAAUACCACUGUAUCCAGACCGGAAUCGCUCUCGAGCGCAGACAAGCACGAAUCAGGCGGCCUGUCCGGCGCACCCCUCAAGCAACUUUCCCUACGUGUCCUAGAAGAAAUGUACAAACUCACCGAUGGAAAAAUACCCUUGAUCGGCGUCGGCGGCAUCGAAAAUGGAGAAGACGCCUAUCAAAAAAUAAGAUCCGGCGCCUCACUCGUCCAACUUUACACGGCAAUGACCUUCAACGGAGCCGGACUGAUCAACCGAAUUAACCAAGAGCUCGCCCAAUGCGUCCGACGAGACGGAUACAAAAACAUCCAAGAAGCCGUAGGAUCCAAAUGGAAAUGA
Messenger RNA from Schistocerca gregaria, 1260 nucleotides. Its product is annotated as dihydroorotate dehydrogenase (quinone), mitochondrial-like. Gene Ontology annotation, cellular component: cytoplasm; mitochondrial inner membrane. The record is from RefSeq and is a predicted model, not a curated record. Gene Ontology annotation, molecular function: dihydroorotate dehydrogenase activity. Gene Ontology annotation, biological process: 'de novo' pyrimidine nucleobase biosynthetic process; pyrimidine ribonucleotide biosynthetic process. Bases 70 to 1260 code for a protein of 396 amino acids. NCBI's taxonomy places the organism in Eukaryota, Metazoa, Arthropoda, Insecta, Orthoptera, Acrididae. The transcript has 3 exons.